CGCGUCAGCUGCAUGGAAAGAAAAGAAGGAACGAAAAACAAUUACAAAUGGCGCCCUACACGGAUGAAAUGAGGAGGAGGAGGAGAAGAUCCCGAUGGAGGAGGAGGAGGAGGUCCCGACGGAGGUGGAGGAGGAGGGGGUCCCGAUGGAGGAGGAGGAGGAGGUCUUGAUGGAGGAGGAGGAGGUCCCAAUGGAGGAAGAGGAGGUCCCAAUGGAGGAGGAGGUGGAGGUCCCAAUGGAGGAGGAGGACGAGGUCCCCAUGGAGGAGGGGGAGGAGGAGGAGGUCCCGAUGGAGGAGGAGGAGGAGGUCCCGAUGGAGGUGGAGGAGGAGGGGGUCCCGAUGGAGGAGGAGGACGAGGAAGAGGAGGAGGUCCCAGUGGAGGAGGAGGUGGAGGUCCCAAUGUAGGAGAAGGAGGAGGUCCCGAUGGAGGAGGAGGAGGAGGUCCUGAUGGAGGUGGAGGAGGAGGGGGUCCCGAUGGAGGAGGAGGACGAGGUCCCGAUGGAGGAGGAGGAGGAGGUCUUGAUGGAGGAGGAGGAGGAGGUCGCAAAGGAGGAGGAGGAGGAGGUCUCAAUGGAGGAGGAGGAGGAGGUUCCGAUGGAGGUGGAGGAGGAGGGGGUCCCGAUGGAGGUGGACGACGAAGUCCCGAUGGAGGAGGAGGAGGAGGUCCCGAUGGAGGAGGAGGAGGAGGAGGUCGUCCCAAUGGAGGAGGAGGUGGAGGAGGAGGAGGUCCCGAUGGAGGAGGAGGAGGAUGACGACGACGAGGAGGAUAUGGAGAGAGAGAGAAACUCACCGGCGAUGGCGAUCCAGAUGGCGGGGCUGGGGUGCCGCGUCCUCG
This is a messenger RNA of Chara braunii, 836 nucleotides long. The record is from the annotation of a GenBank genome assembly. NCBI's taxonomy places the organism in Eukaryota, Viridiplantae, Streptophyta, Charophyceae, Charales, Characeae.